Messenger RNA from Ctenocephalides felis (cat flea), 2861 nucleotides. It is a transcript of the gene wit, whose product is annotated as bone morphogenetic protein receptor type-2. The record is from RefSeq and is a predicted model, not a curated record. NCBI's taxonomy places the organism in Eukaryota, Metazoa, Arthropoda, Insecta, Siphonaptera, Pulicidae. The coding region runs from base 200 to 2785 and encodes 861 amino acids. Gene Ontology annotation, molecular function: transforming growth factor beta receptor activity; ATP binding. The transcript is spliced from 2 exons. Gene Ontology annotation, cellular component: plasma membrane; signaling receptor complex. Gene Ontology annotation, biological process: BMP signaling pathway; protein phosphorylation; cellular response to growth factor stimulus.
AAUUCUGUGUUGAUAUAUCUUGUCAUAUUAAAAACAAGUGAACUUGUGAAAAUUUGCAAUUAAUUUGGGUGACAAUAAUGAGACUUAUUAUAUUUAUAUCGUGCUUGGCAUCAAGUACGGUUUAAAUGUACCUAUAGUCAAAGGCAUAAUAAAAACGCUAGUGGAAUUUGCACCAAGUGUUAUUGUAUAAAACUGCAAUAUGAUCAAUAUAAAAAGUAUAUGUCCUUAUUUUUUUGUUUAUAUUUUACUUUCAUCUUAUAUAAACACUAUUUUAUGUAUCCCGGUACCAAUGAGGCGCUGUGCAAAGUUAUACAACUCAAUAAGUCCUCAAGCCUCGGCAGAGUACGAUGAGAAUGGCGAUAUAUCAAAAGAUCUGGUCGAAAAUACUACUUACACAGGUGUAGAACAAUGCACAAGUAAUUUUUGUUACUCUUUGUGGCGGGAAGAUGAAAACGGUACUCUACAUGUUAUGGGUCAGGGUUGCUGGGUAAGCUCAGAUAAAGAAGCUAGUUGUUACCAAAAUGAAUGUAUCUCACAUGGUCCUUCUUCUCAAGCAUUAUCAUACACAAGAUUUUGUUGUUGUUCUGGUGAUUUGUGCAAUAAAAAUAUGUCAACGGAAAGUUUUCCUUUGAUUACAACAGAUAUUCCGAUGAUUUCUAUUGAUCAAAACAUUUCACAGGAUGUGAACUUUGAUAGCUUAACAUUGUACAUAAGUAUCAUUCUGGCAACAAUAUUGUUUUUAAUCACAGCUGGUUUUAUAAUUUAUAAAUAUAAGAGUCAAGAAGUGGCGACAUACACAGCUUCAUCUGGACCUGGCUAUAGUUCCAAUUUAUAUAAUGUGGACAAUUUGAAAUUAGUUUCCAUGGUAGGUAAAGGACGAUAUGGAACAGUUUGGCGUGGUUCAAUUAAUGAAGAACCUGUUGCUGUAAAAAUAUUUCCAGCACAUCACAGAAACUAUUUUUUAAAUGAAAGAGAUCUAUAUUGUUUGCCAAUGAUGUCUAAUCCUUCUCUUUUAACUUAUUAUGGAUGUGAUGAACGCUCAACCAUGGAAGGCAUACCUGAGUAUUUACUAGUUUUGUCAUUAGAGACAGGAGGCUGUUUACAAGACUAUCUUAAAAACAAUAUUUUACCUUGGGAUGUAUAUUGUUCUAUGGCUCAAAGCAUUGUCCGAGGUAUUGCUCAUUUGCAUACAGACAUUAGGAAAGGAGAUUUGCUUAAACCUUGCAUUUGCCAUAGGGACAUAAACAGUCGUAACGUUCUUGUAAAAUCGGAUCUUACCUGUUGUAUUUGUGAUCUAGGUUUUGCUGUUAAAACAUGGGGACCGCGAUAUGAGCACAAUGGUGAGCAACAAUUAGCAGAGACAAGAAGUAUUAAUGAAGUCGGUACAUUACGCUAUAUGUCUCCUGAAAUAUUAGAAGGUGCAGUGAAUUUGAGAGAUUGUGAAUCUGCCUUGAAACAAAUUGAUAUUUAUGCCUUGGGGCUUGUCCUUUGGGAACUGAGUACUCGUUGUAGUGAUUUUUAUCCAGCAAAUUUUACAAUUCCUGAAUAUUGUGCUCCUUUUGAGAAAGAACUGCCUUCUCAUCCUAGUUUUGAGCAAAUGCAAGUUAUGGUGUGCAGACAUAAAACAAGACCUGUUUUUCCACCAGGUUGGGGCUGUAUAAAUUCUCAAGCUUCUAAACUAGCAAAAGAAACUUGUGAAGACUGUUGGGACCAUGAUGCUGAAGCAAGACUCACAGCUUUAUGUGUAGAAGAAAGAUUAUUUGAACUGGCCUCGAUUAAACCAAACAGACUUCAAAACACAGUCAGUAGCCCACCCUUAGAUGCAAAUAAUUUGGUGAAAGAUAAAAAUGGGACUAUGGAACCAGUUCAUAUUGAAACAGGGUAUAUUAGUGAUAAAAACACAAAUGCUUGUCCUCAAAUGCAAGCGUUUCAGGGUCGGAAUCCAUGUUUAGAAAGAAAUUUAAUGGCUAGUGAUCGGUAUGCUGAGAAUACAGUUUUAAUUGAAAGAAGUCUUAAAGAUGAAAUUGUAGAUAAUUUUAAUGCAAUGACAAAUGAUUCGAACAUUAUGCAUGUUGUGAAUCAGGAUAUUUCUGCCAUUAUAGAAAAUCGUCAUAAUUACUCAAAUCAUAAUGAACAAGCUAGAAACAACAUAGAAGAUGCCUUAUUGUUUCAGACAGCUACUCCUAUACCAUAUUUACAAAAUGUUGAUAUUAGUAAAUUAACAAAUGUUACUAAAACAACAAGCAGCAAAUCUUCGGUAUGGCAAAGCAUAAAAAAUUUGUUUGAUCGAAAUAAAAUAAAUAUAAGAUUUGAUGAAACUGUUUGUGAUGAAAAAUCAAAUUUAGUAUUUAACGGAGGCGAUACCACUGAAGCACCAACAGUUGACAAAACUAAGACACAAAUAAUAAAUGCAUCAAAUAAUGAAGUUCAAAAUAGGAACUAUUAUGAAAAUUCUUCUAAUGAUAAUUGUAAUAAAACAUCGUUGAACACCUCUAAUGAAAGUUCAGUUGAUAGUUGGUCACCUAAAGUGAGGCCAAAUUCCUUGCCUCUAGAUUCCAUAAAAAAUCAAUAUUCGCAGAAUUUGAAUAGACAACAUUCCCUUGAAAUUUUUCAUGAAGUUUUCUCAUCUACUGGAGAUUUAAGAAAAUUGAGAGACCCCAGUCAAAGGGUUAAGACUCCAGGGGACGUACCUCCUAGCGUCAGAAGGGCUAGAAGUAGAAGAAGUUGCAAUAGACUUUCAUUAUAUGAUGAUAGAAUGAUGGUUACAAUAGGCCACUCUUUGUAAUUAGUUUUUUAUAAUUAAAAUUAUAAUUAUUAAGCUAGAAUCAUCAAACCACAUAUUAAAUUGAGCUCAAUCUUUA